AUCACCUUAGGUUCAUUACUAUUACUAAUAGCUAUCUUUGCUCUCUACCGUUUAUAUACUUAUGAUAAAGUAGAAAAAGAACAUCAAGCAAAGAUCAAAAAGUUUUUGGAAGAUUACAGAAAUUUUAAACCCAUAAGAUAUUCGUAUGUCGACAUUAAAAGGAUUACAAAUCAAUUUUAUGAGAAGUUAGGCGAAGAAGCAUAUAGAACAGUAUUCAAAGCAAAACUUUCCCAUGACAUUCAUAUUGCAGUAAAGAUCCUCAACACUUCCAAGGGAAAUGGGGAAGAAUUUAUAAACGUAGUUGGAACAAUGGGUACAAUCCACCAUGUGAACGUGGUUCGUUUGGUUGGCUUCUGUGCUAAUGUAUUUAGACGACCUCUAGUUUAUGAGUUUUUACCACAUGAUUCAUUAAAGAAGUUUUGUCGUUACAAGUUUAUAUCUUCAACGGCCGCCAAGAACCUUAUCCUUAAUUUGGAUAAGCUGCAAGAUAUUUCUCUUGGCGUAGCAAAGGGAAUUGAAUAUUUUCACCAAAGAUGUGACCAACGAAUCCUUCAUUUUGAUAUUAAACCUCACAAUGUUUUCCUAGACCAAAACUUCAAUCCAAAAAUUUCUGAUUUUGGUCUUGCCAAGUUGUGUGCAAAGGAUCAAAGUGCAGUGUCCAUGACCACGGCUAGGGGGACUAUGGGUUACAUUGCACCCGAAGUGUUCUCUAAAAAUUUUGGGAAUGUGUCUUCUAAAGCAUAUGUUUAUAGCUUUGGAAUACUGUUAUUUGAAAUAGUCGGAGGGAGGAAAAAUGUUGACGUUACAAUUGAAAAUACUAGCCAAGUCUACUUUCCAGAAUGGAUCUACAAUGUCUUGGAACAAAAAGAAGAUAUACGAAUCUUUGUUGAGGAUGAUGGAGAUGCUAAAAUUGCAAAGAAGCUUGCAACUGUAGGACUCUGGUGCAUCUAAUGGCACCCUGUGGAUUGUCCUUCCAUGAAAGAUGUGGUUAAAAUGUUG
This is a messenger RNA of Corylus avellana, 999 nucleotides long. The record is from RefSeq and is a predicted model, not a curated record. Lineage: Eukaryota; Viridiplantae; Streptophyta; Magnoliopsida; Fagales; Betulaceae.